UGUGCAACCACCAAUGGAUUAGCUUUAUUUCAAAAUCUUCAAACGUCUCUCUUGUUCUUGGAUUGAGAGAAGUGCCUCGAAAUAAAUCCCCACUCCCUCUCUCUCCUUCACUCUCACUCUCAGAAGUCAGAACAAUAACAACAAAAGCUAUACGACCUUUCCCCUUUUCUCCACAUUUUGGAGCUUUCUUGUCUGUGUGUUCUUGUUCUUAUUAACCAAAGCAAUCAAACCUGAACAUUCAAAACAUUUCGUCUUCUUAUUAACCCCCUAGUCACUCCCUCGUGUUCACUUGCAACUAGUCAUCUUUCUACAUUCUCCUCAUCUUCUUCAAAGAUUAUAAACCUUGGAUACUCUACAACUUGAAAAUCAUGAUGCCAAAACCAAGUGUUAGAGGAAGUUCAGAGUUGCCUCAGAGGCAAUCUCCAAGGCUGAGGUUAUCAUCAACCGUUUCCUCUGCUCCGCAGCAUCUCCACCGUCCAAUUACAGACCGGAGUACAAAGCUAGGUCUUGACCGUCGAUCUCCGAGGAGUGGUGGACCUCACAGUGACCCGUUGACUCAGAAGAAGCUUGGAAGUCGCAUCUCUGGCUUGGACUCACAGCUAGGACAAGCUCAAGAUGAGUUGAGAUUGCUCAAAGAGCAGUUGUCUAAAGCUGAAGCUGCCAAGAAACGUGUUCAAGAAGAGCUUCAAAAGAAGAGGUUUAAGAAACCAAACCCUAAUGCUCUGGAGAGAGAUGACACUCCUGGAGAUGGACAUCAAGAGACUGAUGUCUUCGAGGUUCUUCCUGUUGAGAAAACAAAAGAAGUUGAUGAUGAGGAACACCAAAUCAACAUGUUGAAAGCUAGACUGUACGACAUGGAGAUUGAAAAGGUAUCACUCAACAAGGAAAACGAGAGCUUGAAGGAUCAGUUGAAGAAGACAGAUUCAGACAUGUCCUGUGCAAAGGCUAAAGAAGAUGAGCUAGCUUUGAAAGUGUGUCAGAUUAGGGAAGAACUGGAAGAAAGUAAUGAGAACACGGCGCAGCUAAAGAAGCAGCUUGAAACCGUGGAAGAAGCAAAAGAGAGUCUAGAAGCUGAGAUGGAGAAGCUGAAAGUGCAAACCGAGCAGUGGAGGAAAGCAGCAGAUGCUGCAGCUGCGGUUCUGUCUGGAGGAGUUGAGAUGAAUGGUCGAUUCUCAGAGAGGUGUGGGUCGAUGGAGCAGCAUUUUGAAGGGAGGUUUGUGGGAUCACCUGGAAUUCCUGAUGAUUGGGAGGAUGGGUCAGGAAGUGGGAAGAGGAAAGGUUCAGGGAUGAAAAUGUUUGGUGACUUGUGGAGGAAGAAAGGGCAAAUGAAUAAAAAGUAGCGUGUGAUUCAAGAAAGCAGUGUGCUUUUUUUUUAUUUACUUGAUGGGAUGACCCAAGUGAUGUAUAAUUUUCUAGUACUACUGAAUGAAUAUUUCUCAGCUUAAGAGUUUGUAUAAGUUCAACGGUAUCCACUAUCAGACUUAAUAUGAACCCAAAUCUAAAUUUAUAUAUAUAGUUACAUU
This is a messenger RNA of Raphanus sativus (radish), 1523 nucleotides long. Its product is annotated as interactor of constitutive active ROPs 4. The record is from RefSeq and is a predicted model, not a curated record. The transcript is spliced from 3 exons. Lineage: Eukaryota; Viridiplantae; Streptophyta; Magnoliopsida; Brassicales; Brassicaceae. Bases 369 to 1340 code for a protein of 323 amino acids.